AUGAUUUUUCUAUUCCUUGCAAUAUUCGGAUCACCGGGCGCUUCCGAUUUAUUGCCCCGAAAAACAGAGUACAAAAUCCCAAUCUGCUCAAAUGACGCUGCAAUCCUUGAUGUGAACAUCUGUGAUAUUGCAGAUAAUAUCGACAAAGAAAUAAUUAUCGAAGAAGGCGGUUGCAUCAAUAUCCAUUCGCCAAACUAUCCGGGGACCUAUCCGAGUUCCACUGAAUGCAAUGUCACGAUAUCAUCAAGACAAGUCGACGGACCACUUUAUGUUGAUUUCGACCAUUUUCAACUCGAGUGGUACCCAGCAGUAAAAGCUGGAGGUGGUUCUUACGAAUGCCCGGAUUACCUCCUUUUCAAUCAAACAGACACGGGAAAUUAUCAAAAGCUAUGUGGACCUUAUAAGCCGACGAGAAAAGAGUUCCACAAUUCAUUUCUGAUGAAGUUUUAUUCUGAUCAAAGUUUAAACCACGAAGGAUUCAAUCUUACCAUGGUCCUUGAUUUCAAUUUUAUAGACAUAGAAGAAUCUGUUGAAAGAUGCAUCGACUAUCUUUCUGUCAACGGACAAAAAUUUUGUGGGAAGACAAUCCCAAAAUCGAUUGUUAAAAAACCAACCACGCAAAAGAAGGCUGAAUUCGAUUUACUUUUCUGGUCAGAUGAAUCGAGACAAUUUACUGGAUUCAAUUUGACGAUACGUGCAGACCAGACCGAAUACGAAGAAUAUACAACAAUUGUUUCAGUAACGGAAAACUCAACUCUCGCUGAUGAUUUUCUCGGGUCUUAUGACAUCUGCAACAUGAGCUCAAAAGUCCUGAAAGAAGAGCAAAGUAUAAACAUCCACUCACCAAAUUAUCCUGAAAACUAUGAUGGCUACAACAGCUGUACAAUAACAAUAUCUUCGGAUAAGAUUUUGGUUCUCAGUUUCCAUGAUAUGGAACUUGAAAGCAGCUCUUCAGGCUCAUGCUACGAUUAUCUUUCAGUAGAUGGAGUAAAAUUCUGUGGCGACUCAAUCCCCCCAACAAUGGCCAAGUAUCCGGCAAACUACUCCAGUGAUUCUAAUGCAUCUUCUGACGCAUCCUUCGAGCUGAAAUUUUAUUCACGCUAUAUAAACGGAAGACGAGGAUUCGACCUGACGAUCAGAAGUGAGGAAGAUUUUAUUUCGACAACAACGACAACAACAACUUCAACGACAACCACUACAACUACAACUACCACGACUACAACAACAACAACGACGACGGUUGAUCCUUUUUUCCUUGGAUCGUAUAGUAUUUGCUCUUCUUCACUAGAAGACGUAACUCUACUGAGAGCCGGCGAGUACAUCAAAGUUCACUCCUCGCGCUACCCAAAAGACUAUUACUCCAGUUCCAAUUGCAAACGCAAGAUCGUUUCUGAUUAUAAACUAACCUUGGAGUUCCACGACAUUUACAUUGAAAUGUUCUCGAGCGGCGAUUGCCGCGAUUAUCUUUCGAUCAACGGAAGAAAGUACUGCGGACGAACCAUUCCGGACCCACUUGUUGUUUACCCGUCAAAGAACAUGGCUGAAUUCGAUAUGAAAUUUUGGUCAGACUAUACUAUCCAGUACAGGGGAUUUGACUUGACGAUUCUUGCAGAAGAGUAUGACCCUGAUAUCGAGGGAAGUUCUCACGUAAAAACUUUCUCUGCUUUUCUUUCUUUACUGUUGAUGCUUCUUGCGCUGUUCUGA
Molecule: messenger RNA, 1704 nt
Organism: Oikopleura dioica
Lineage: Eukaryota; Metazoa; Chordata; Appendicularia; Copelata; Oikopleuridae
Source: the annotation of a GenBank genome assembly